Saccharomyces eubayanus is the source of this 1788-nucleotide messenger RNA. RefSeq names its product phenylalanine--tRNA ligase subunit beta (gene FRS1). The transcript has a single exon. Gene Ontology annotation, molecular function: magnesium ion binding; RNA binding; ATP binding. Gene Ontology annotation, biological process: phenylalanyl-tRNA aminoacylation. Bases 1 to 1788 code for a protein of 595 amino acids. Lineage: Eukaryota; Fungi; Ascomycota; Saccharomycetes; Saccharomycetales; Saccharomycetaceae. The record is from RefSeq and is a predicted model, not a curated record. Gene Ontology annotation, cellular component: phenylalanine-tRNA ligase complex; cytoplasm.
AUGCCUACCGUCUCUGUGAACAAGCAGCAACUGUUUGACCUUUUGGGCAAGAACUAUACCUCCCAUGAAUUUGACGAAUUAUGUUUUGAAUUCGGUAUCGAAAUGGACGAAGAUACCACCGAGGAGGCCUUGAAAACUGGCGAAGAGCCCGAAUUGAAGCUCGACAUUAGUGCUAACCGUUACGACUUGCUUUGUAUCGAGGGUAUUUCCCAGGCGCUAAACGAGUACUUGGAACGUAAAGAAAGGCCCGAUUAUAAAUUAAGCAAGCCAACCACCAAGUUGAUCAUUGACAAAUCUACGGAACAAAUCAGGCCCUUCGCUACUGCUGCUGUGUUGAGAAACAUCAAGCUAAACGAAAAAUCGUAUGCCUCUUUCAUUGCCUUGCAAGAUAAACUACAUGCCAAUCUUUGUAGAAACAGAAGUUUGGUUGCCAUGGGUACCCACGAUUUGGACUCCAUUGAAGGUCCAUUCCAUUAUAGAGCUCUACCACCAAAGGAUAUUAAAUUCGUGCCAUUAAACCAAACCCAAGAAUUUACUGGUGACAAAUUGAUCGAGUUCUACAAGUCUCCAGAACAGAAAAACAACAUUGGUAAAUACGUUCACAUCAUCGAAGAUUCUCCAGUCUUCCCAGUCAUCAUGGACAGCAAGGACCGUAUUUGCUCUUUACCACCAUUGAUCAACAGUGACCACUCCAAGAUCUCCGUGGAUACACGCAAUAUCCUAAUUGAUAUUACCGCCACCGAUAAGACCAAAGCUGAAGUUGUUUUGAAUAUAUUAACCACAAUGUUCUCACGUUACUGUGACGAGCCAUUCUCAGUGGAACCUGUGGAAAUUGUUUCUGAGCACAACGGCCAAUCUCGUUUGGCACCAAACUUCAACAAGAGGAUCAUGGAUGUCUCCAUCAAAUACAUCAACUCCUGUCUAGAUCUAAAUCAAUCUGCCGAGGAAAUCGCACACUGUUUGAAGAAAAUGUCAUUGCACGCCGUUCCAUCCAAGGAAGACAAGGACAUUUUACACGUUGACAUUCCAGUGACUAGACCAGACAUUUUACACGCCUGUGAUAUAAUGGAAGAUGCUGCUGUUGGUUACGGUUUCAACAAUCUACCAAAGGGUGAGAAGCUAUCCAAUGCCAAUUUCAUUGCCAAACCACUGCCUAUCAACAAGAUAUCUGACAUCUUCAGAAUUGCAUCAUCCCAAGCCUCAUGGCUGGAAGUUUUGCCAUUGACCUUAUGUUCACAUGAUGAAAACUUCGGAUACUUGAAGCAGCCUGACAACAAUGACCUAGCAGUCAAAUUGGCCAAUCCAAAGACUCUGGAAUACCAAGUCGUGAGAACCACCCUAUUACCAGGUAUCUUGAAGACUGUUAAAGAAAACAGAAAGCAUUCAUUGCCAAUCAAAGUCUUCGAAACCGGUGAUGUUGUCUUCAAAGACGAAACUCUUGAAAGAAAGGCUUACAAUGAACGUCACUGGGCUGCGAUUUAUGUGGGUAAGAAUUCAGGAUUUGAAAUCAUCCAAGGUUUACUGGGUAAGAUCAUGCAGACUUUCAGAACAGAAUGGAUUGCCGACUACGGUGCUGGCGCAUCCGGUAGAGGUUACUGGAUCCAAGAAGACAACUCUGUCAAGACCUACUUCCCUGGAAGAGGAGCCAUUGUUAUGUUCAGAUCCAAAGAAGGUGCUAAGCCAGUACAGAUCGGCCACCUGGGUGUCUUGCAUCCUGAAGUCAUGAUGAACUUCGACGUCCCAUUCGCUGCGUCCUUCGUAGAGAUUAAUGCCGAAGUCUUCCUAUAA